ACUUAAACUGCCCGCGACUCAGCCCUCUUGCCUCCUAUCAACCGCACCCGGUUUGGCAAUCAGAGAAACAUCAAAGAGAAUUGCAAUUGCAUGGCAAACUUCCCGAACCUGCGCCGCCUCUUCAUUGAGGCAAGGACCGACCAUGAAGAGCGAGAUAUCUCAAGGAGAGCUUUCUACAAUGCGGUGCUGUUCCUCGGCUCCGUCACCGUCUUUAGCUUGAUCGCGCAUAAAAUGAAUGCCAACAAGUGAUCUGCAUCUGCUUCCGCCUGAACUGUGACGCCGCCCUUCAAACUGCAGCAAUUUUGAGGAAGUGGGUAUCUGUACGUU
This is a messenger RNA of Thermothielavioides terrestris NRRL 8126, 327 nucleotides long. RefSeq lists its product as uncharacterized. NCBI's taxonomy places the organism in Eukaryota, Fungi, Ascomycota, Sordariomycetes, Sordariales, Chaetomiaceae. Gene Ontology annotation, biological process: outer mitochondrial membrane organization. The record is from RefSeq and is a predicted model, not a curated record. The transcript is spliced from 3 exons. The coding region runs from base 91 to 249 and encodes 52 amino acids.